AUGUUCUCAGGUACGUCCCGAGCGAUCCAGGUGCCAUCGGGCAAUACGACGUCAAUGGUGGCGGCCGAGGCGGACGCCGACGUGGAGGAGUCCGGGGAGACCAUGGUGGACGGGUCGGCGGACAUCGGCGCCACCACGCUCAAGCCCACGGAGCGCUUCCGCCGCCUCAUCCCGUACAUGACCUUCUACUUCGCGCAGCAGGGGCUGGCCCAGCGCCCGUACUUCCAGCAGUACGAGGGGCCCGCGCCCACCGCCGUGCUGCCUCCGCGCUAUCAGCCGGUCCCUGCGGCCGUGCCGGUGAGCGCUGGUAGCGUAGCAGCGCUGGCGCAGACGCUGGCGCUGCUGCAGGCGGCGCAGUCGCUGCCCGGGGAGGCGCCGGGCGCCGUGGCGAAGCUGCUGGCGCAGCAGCUGCUGGUGGCCCCGCCGCCCGCGCCCCAGGCCCAGGCCCCGGCCCGGCCCGCACCGCCCGCGCGCCUGCCCGUCGCCGCGCUCUACGGCGUCCGCGUGCCGGCGACGUACCGCCCGCCCGCCAAGGCCGCGCUACUCCCCUUGCAGAGCUACCCCGAUCCGGACGCAGAGGGCGGCACCCCCGGCCGGCCCGGCGUCGACUAUCCCACGCUCGCCAGCAUCCCGCCCACCACCUUCGACUGCAAGUCGCAGCGCUAUAAGGGCUUCUUCGGAGACCCCGAGACGCACUGCCAGGUGUGGCACUACUGCGACCUGAACGGCGGGCAAGCGUCCUUUCUGUGCCCGAACGGCACCAUCUUCAGCCAAGUGGCACUCACGUGCGACUGGUGGUUCAACGUGAGGUGCGCGUCCACGCCGCAGCUGUACGUGCUCAACGAGCGCCUCUACAAGUACAUCCUGCCGGUGAUGCCCAGCUUCCCGGAGGACUUCACGGGCCCGCUCGUCGACCAGUACCUCACGCUCAAGUUCCGCGAGCAGGAGCAGAAGAGCAAGGCCAAGGCAAAGGGCGCCAAAGCGCCCUCCUCCACGCCCAAGCCCACCACGGCCAAGCCGCAGCUGCCCCCGGCGCAGCCCACGCAAAACACGCUCCAGGACCUGGAGGACGACCGCUGA
Molecule: messenger RNA, 1080 nt
Organism: Gryllus bimaculatus (two-spotted cricket)
Lineage: Eukaryota; Metazoa; Arthropoda; Insecta; Orthoptera; Gryllidae
Source: the annotation of a GenBank genome assembly